Molecule: messenger RNA, 306 nt
Organism: Caenorhabditis elegans
Lineage: Eukaryota; Metazoa; Nematoda; Chromadorea; Rhabditida; Rhabditidae
Source: the annotation of a RefSeq genome assembly
AUUGAAAACUCGUUCGAUUUUAGAGAGUUUGAAAUCAAUCCGCAGACUUUCACUGUAGCGGAUGCUGUCCAAAUUAGAAAUCGAAGUCCAUGUCUAUAACAAGUAGCCUAAAACUUGUUUUAGGUCAUCCUUAUAGUUAACUCUGCCAACUUCAACUACUGGGAAAUCAAAUCCCCUAUGAUUUUUGCGGCAUGCCGCGGCACAUCAAGACGAAAUUGCAAAAGUUUCUAAACCAAACACCACAGAGGGAAAAUUGGAUUUCAUUGCUUACAAAUGCUCUGGAGCAAAUUAUAUUAAAUUACUAAU